This is a messenger RNA of Phytophthora sojae, 1986 nucleotides long. RefSeq lists its product as hypothetical. Lineage: Eukaryota; Oomycota; Peronosporomycetes; Peronosporales; Peronosporaceae. Gene Ontology annotation, molecular function: ubiquitin-protein transferase activity. Bases 1 to 1986 code for a protein of 661 amino acids. The transcript is spliced from 3 exons. The record is from RefSeq and is a predicted model, not a curated record.
AUGCAGCGCCACUUGCUCGAUGACAGCGUCGUCCAGGACGGACAGGCCGAGUGGCAGUGCUCCGUUUGCUACCACGAGAACCAUCCGGCCAAGAGAGAGUGCCUCAUGUGCGGAACUCCAGAAGCUCCGAGCGCGAAGCAAGCGAGAAAGUCGUUCCAGCUCCUAACGAGCGAGUCGGCCGAGGCUCAGGCAGCGCUGGCCGCUCGAAGCCGGUCUUUUCAUGUCCGUCGGCUGAAUGAAAUGAACCUGAACCAGCGGCAGCGAGGUGCUCGGCGGCGUCACUUGUGGCAACGCGAGAGAACUCUCGACGGCCAGUUCCGCUGGGUGCGCGUAGGCCACUGCCAGCCAUCUCGCCUCAGCCAACUUGCCCUGAACAUCCCACCUCCUGUCUACGCGUACAGUCCCGACGAGCAUUCACACGGCUCCACUAGCCCGCUCUCGACUGCCCUGAACAGUCACACCAAUAGAGAAGAUAUUGGGGUCGAAACGGAGCUAACGAUGGUCGAGUCCCCUGAUGCUGAUGGAACCUACUCCGCUGCCAUCCGCAAAAAUGUCCGUGGCUAUCGAAGCCCAGCGAGUUGCGACGGUCUCUCAGCUUCAGCGGUAAGCUCUGAUGAUGCACUGAUAGCGCAGCCGUCAGUUGGCUACGUGCGCCAUAUCAACGAACAAGGCCAAGCUGAAUGGGUUCCAGCAGACUCGCUCGUGCACGAGCACGACGCAGUUACUUCAAUCGACGUCGAGGAGUUCCCUCGAGCCACCAGCUACAUUGACUUCGAGUCAGUUGCUGCUCUGCCGUUCAAGUUGAAAGUGCGAUGGUUCCUCAAAGAGCUGGGCAAGAUAGCUGUUCCAUGGGAUGAGGGUCAUCUGCUCCUGAAAAUCCGUCGCGAGGCGGUGUUGGGCGAAUCCAUGCACUUGCUCAUGCUCGUCCCAGCAGCUGAUCUGCGGCAGCGCUUGCGAAUCGAGUUUAUUGAUGAACCGGGGCUGGAUGCAGGCGGUUUGCUGCGCGAAUGGGUUUUACUCUUGUGUGAGCAGCUUUUCGAUGAGAGCUACGGGCUCUUCCAGCGAACGCACGCGGAUCAAUCCGGCUACUGGUUGAACCCGAACUCGCGGGAAAUCCACAGAGACCAUCUCCACUGCUUCCAGUUCGUCGGUCGGCUGCUUGCGAAGUGUCUUCUUGAGGGGCAACUCAUGACGGUGCAUCUAGCUCUCCCCCUUCUCAAGCACCUGCUUGGAGUACCAAUUUCAUUCUCCGACCUCGAAUUCCUGGAUGCUGAACUCCAUCGGCACGCUCUCUGGCUGCGCGACAACGAUGGCGCUGAAGCUCUCGCGCUCGAUUUUACUAUCCAGCGCCAAAAGAGUGAUGGCACGGUUGUCACUGACGAACUAAAGCCGGGUGGCAAGGAUAUCUCCGUGACGGACGCCAACAAGGAAGAAUACUUGACGCUACUGCUCAAGCACAAAAUGUUUGCCGGGAUAGGCGAACAACUCGACGCGCUGCUCCAGGGUCUGUACGAUGUGUUACCACGCACACUUCUCGCUGUCUUCGACUACCAAGAGCUGGAGCUGCUCUUGUGCGGCGUGCCAUCAAUCGACGUCACUGACUGGGAGUCACACACCGACAUCCGCUACACCCGCGCCGAACAAGGUUUCAACAAAGCCACCAACAACGAGCAGCAAGUCGUACAGUGGUUCUGGGAGGCAGUCCGCGCGUUCUCGCAAGAGGAACGCGCGCGUCUGCUGCAGUUCGUCACCGGCACCUCUCGCGUGCCAGCCGAAGGUUUCCGAGCGUUGUUGAGUCACGACGGCCGCAUUCGACGCUUCGGUCUCCAGUUGGUGCCCAUCGGCGCUCCGCCCACAGGACUCUACCCGAAAGCUCACACGUGCUUCAACCGCCUCGACCUGCCUGUCUACCGCUCCUACGAAGAGCUCGUCACGUACCUCACCCUCGUCAUCAACAUGGAGAUCACCGGCUUCACCAUGCAGUAA